Messenger RNA from Carassius carassius (crucian carp), 3276 nucleotides. RefSeq names its product kelch repeat and BTB domain-containing protein 11-like. The coding region runs from base 809 to 2941 and encodes 710 amino acids. Lineage: Eukaryota; Metazoa; Chordata; Actinopteri; Cypriniformes; Cyprinidae. Gene Ontology annotation, molecular function: protein binding. The transcript has 2 exons. The record is from RefSeq and is a predicted model, not a curated record.
UUCAUUUGGCGUCGAGUGUGCAGGAGCGUCGCGUCGCGCGCUUACCGCGGAUUUGAUCAGGGUGAACACAAACUGGGGUGUGGUUUAGAUUAAUAACUACUUCAGCCUACAACAAAAUUAAUAAUACUGCAAAUCAUCUCGAGGGCAGAGAGGCGGUGUCGAUCAGAUCCGAGGCACAGGGUGGCUUUAUGUAAUCUAUUUCGUUUUAUUCUUUUCAUUGAGAUUAUGACAUUUUGUGGACGCCGAUUCUCCUGUCGAGGCUUUCAGACGCAUACAGUUGGUCGAGGAUGAGGAGGGGAAAGAGAAGUUCUAGUUGAACUACCGUUUUACUACAAUAUGGGAUGGACAGUACGUUCCUGUGAAUGGUUAAGUGGUCUGAAUUUGGGAAAACUCAGCCCUCGUAGACUAACGUGUGGAUUCCCUGCAGCGCGGUGUAUUUAGAUCUAACGUUAGUCACUGACUUACAUAAGAGCUCUUUGUGUGAGGAAUUGCACAAAGAAAUCCCGCCGCUUAACGCGUUUGGCCCCAGUGCUGUGAACACUGAUAACAAAGGGUCUUCUCUUGAUGUGUUUUUGUUGUUGUUGUUUACCUGGAUGAAAUGUACACCGAUGGAGCAAACAGCAAACCUGUCCAGCUAGGACACACCAAUGUGGUCUCUGAAAGAUCAAUACCCCAAUAAUUAGAAUCUGCCAAUCAUUCCUGAGGCUCACCAGGAUUAAUUUAGGUCUACUGCUGGGAAAGGAACAUUUUCUGAGUUGCUCUGAGAGCACUAAAUGAGUGGCGUAAGGUGUACCACAACUACAGAAAGAUGAACAACACUCUGCAAGACAGAAACAUGUUCACAGUACAAGCAGAUGUUAUAUUUCACGCGGCAAACCCUGACUCUCCAGAAUCACCUAUACCAGGUGAAGGGAACAAUAACAAUGUCCCAGCUUUGGGGAAAACAGGCCUCCCGAGCAUAGAAAUACUGCAGGGUCUCCCGGGUACAUGGGAUACGUCAGAAUCAGGAGGUUUAACUGACAACAGGAGUUUGGGAAACAACAGCGCUGUAACAGGUGCAGAAUAUGCACAAGACGCCGUCUCUAGUGACAGUGGAUUUCAAGAGCACAUACAGCCUCUGGACUCAUCUAGAGCACCAAAUCUGGACCUUAGUUUGAGAAAUAUGAGUGAAGCUUCAAGUCAAGGAAACAUUAGAGAAGAAACAAAUGGCACAAAGGUAGCUUCCAGUUUGACACCCUCUCUGUGCUUCAGAGCAGAGAACAAGAAGGAAACUGACAAAUUGUCCAAUGUCCCAAAAGAUGGUGAGGUGGUUCGGAGUCAGUUUGACAUUAAAAAUGUCUCCUCCACAUCAGAGGACAGAAAUAAUUCCUAUUCAAGCUCUCAAGAAACAAGGUCACUUGAAAAAACACUAGGAUGCUUUGUAAGUUCCUCUGAAGGAGCAGAUCAGACCCGCAACAGAACAUCGUUUGGACAGACAAGGCUGGAAUCGAGCCAAGGGCUGAAGCCAACUGGAUCUGCGGUAAGAGAAGCUCUAUCUGCAAAGGAAGAGCCGAAUUUAGUCAUAGAGGUGGGCGGACAGCAAAUACAAGCACACAAAUCAGUAUUAGCUGAGAAAAGUGAUUAUUUUAAGGCUAGGCUCUCUCGAGACAUCCUGAAGGUAAAAGGAAUGAGCUACAAGAACUUAUUGGUGCUUUUAGAUUAUGUUUACUCCUCCCAGAUGAACGUAAGCAAAGACAAUAUUGUGGAUGUCAUCACAGGAGCAAAGAUCCUGCAGAUGCCCUGUGCGGUACAAGCUGCUAUCGACACCAUAUCCACACAGAUCACGCCAGAGAACUGCUAUGAAAUCCUAACGAUCGCCAAAAAGCAGCGCUUAAAUGAACUGAAAGAAACCGCCUAUCGAUUCAUGAGUGACAACUUUCUUCAGGUUCUGAGAGAUCCAGCGGUCUACGGGCGCCUCACGGGCUCAGAGAGAGACCUCAUACUGCGCAAACGGAUGGAGAGCCGCCAGUGUCUGAUGGUGGCCGAAAUCAAUGACGUGUUUGAGCGUGUAGGAAGUAGACCCCCCAGCAGAAAUAGCAGCCGUCCCCAGAGUCCUCUCUCCAUCACCUCUUUUGAGGACAAUCACUUGAUCUACUAUUACAAUAAGAGCAGCAAGGACUGGCACACGCUGACCGUCAUGCCAGAAGACAUCAACACCAGAGGCUGCGGCAUCUGUACCAUGUACAACUACUUGUUUGUGGCCGGUGGGAUCAGGGGAACUGGGGAGAAAAGCAAAGUCUCGGACAAAGUGUUCUGCUACAAUCCCAUCACAGACCGCUGGAGCGAAGUCCGACCCAUGAAGCAAGCACGAUCGCAACUCAAACUCGUCUCCAUGGACGGGAAUCUGUACGCCAUUGGUGGUGAAUGUCUUUUCACGGUGGAGAAGUACGACCCUCGAAUGGACCGCUGGACGGCAGUGGCUCCUCUACCCAAAGGAGCAUUUGCAGUAGCUCAUGAAGCCACUACGUGUAACGGCGAGCUGUAUGUCUCUGGAGGGUCUCUGUUCUAUAGGUUGCUCAAAUAUGACCCCAAAAGAGACGAAUGGCAAGAGUGUCCAUACAACAACAGCAGGAAAAAGUCCACAGACAUGGUGGCUCUCAAGAGCUUCAUCUACCGAUUUGAUUCAAACCGUGAACAGGGCAUCAGCGUCUUUAAAUACAACACCAUCGUGAAGAUGUGGCAUGACUGCGCCUCCCAGCAGCAGGGCAGCACACUGCCGUUUCGAUGCGCUGUCAUCGAUAAUUGCAUCUACUGUGUGAAUAAAUCUCAGACUCUUCAGUUCAUUGUAGAAGAGGAUGGAGGUCGAUUCAAAGACGAAUCUCUGAAAGCACCUGUGGAGGCCAAAGGGAUCUUAUUCCCCUUCGUUCUCAGCUUGCCUGAGAGAGGUGGAAGAAUUGCAUGAGUAGGAUAUUUCAUCCCUCGGAAGACCCUUCAGAGUCGCUCCAGACCUGGAGAAAGAGAAUGCCUGGUCAAUAUUUAUAGAUUAAACAUUAUCUCCUGAGAAGUUCAAGAAGCUAGCACAUAGUGCUUGAAACUGGAAUGUGUUCCUUUGCAUGGUAAGAAGAACAUGUAAAACAAAUAUAUGUUUAGCGCCUUAAAAUCACAGCUCCACUAUUCAACUUUAGGUGAAGAAAGUCAUACAUUUACAGCUCAUAUAGUCUCUUCCUUCAUUUGUUUUGUGCACUUUGUAUCGGAUAGUAAUUUAGAUUAAACUUUGCGGCUGGAAUUAGCUAAAAA